This is a messenger RNA of Lodderomyces beijingensis, 633 nucleotides long. Lineage: Eukaryota; Fungi; Ascomycota; Pichiomycetes; Serinales; Debaryomycetaceae. The record is from the annotation of a GenBank genome assembly.
AUGUCCUUCUCGUCAAAUGCUGCAAAGCAUCAAGCUGAGCAGACAGUGAAUCGAAUGUUUGCCGAGAUUCUACAUACACAACCCAAAAAACCGCACUCAAAGCCCUCUUCGUCAGCAUCACCGCUAUCCACAACUCAGCUCCUCUCGCAGCAGUUGGGGAAGAAACCACAGCAUCGCGAAUCGGACAAAGUCAAGAAAUCGAAAACGUUACAGAAGAAACACAUGAAGAAGAAACAAGAGCAAGAUAAAAAAUUCCAGAAAUUCAUCAAGUACAGCAUGAUCAAAUCGAAAUGGGACACGGAUCCAAAGAGUCUAACCGCCGAAGAACACAAGUACUUGCUGAAAUUGACACGGAGAAACAUCAACCAACUACGUAAAUGGAACGAGAUUGACGAUUUCGAAAUCAGCGAGGAGAUGGCGCGCGUCAAGCUGGAGUUGUUGCUAGAUAUCGCCCCCGCGCAACGGAAACGGCUAAGGAAGAAAUUGGCCGUGCCUUCUCCUCGCGGCAAGAAGGGGGACAACAAUGUUGAUUUUGUGGAUUUCGACGCCAAGGUCAAGAAGGGGUUGAUUUCGGUACCGGGGUUGACGCCCGGGUUGGCGCCUGUGGAUUAUGAUGAAUCAGACUCGGAAUAA